CGGCCGGCGGUCGGCGGGCGCACGCACAGAAUGCAGCGGCGCGCGGGGCGCGGGCGGGGGCCGCUGCUGCCGCGGCGACGUCGUGCUGCCGCCCGGCGCCCGCCAGUCAGCCGCGCGCCUCCGACACGAGUGCUGUUCGAGCGCGGCAACACACACCUCUCCACACGCAGCGGAGUAUGCUACAGCAGAUGUCCUCGCCGCCGAGCGCACAAGCCGGCGAGGUCGCGACUGUCGUGCGCCACCUUGAAGGCCGCGUCUGUGGCGACGUGUCUUCGGAGGAGGCCUCAGACGCUGCGGAUGAAUUUGAGUUACCACAGUGCAAGAUAAGGCGGAACUAUAACUGCACUAAGUGCACGUUCUUUACGCAGAACCCGCGCGCUUAUCUCGUGCACACGCGAGACGCACACUUCGUCAGACUGAAAAUUUACGAUUGUCCGUACUGUAUUUACGCCUCGAGACAUCAUCAGAAGCUUGUAAGGCACGUCAAAAUGAUACAUGGAGUAUCAAAGCCGACGACUUCCUCAACUACUACCAAAGCUGUGGCUGCGUUAUCACCACCCUCAUAUGAAAACAUGGAGCCAACAGAACGCAUUGAAGACUUACUCGAAGAAGUCGAGGACUGCGAGGAUAUGAUGAUGGAAGUCGAUGAAGACUCCAUGGAUGAUAACGACGUCGACGGCAACAGAAGUGUUGAUCAAUCAGCGCCCUCUGACGGGUUAAAAUCGAAAAACAAAUUUUUCUCAUGCAAUAAGUGUAACUAUGUCACCCACAUAAGAGCUAGAUUCACAAAGCACGUCAAGUACCAUUCGAUGCCUAUGAUAAAGUGUACAAUGUGUGAUUUUCGAACACCAUACAAGUGGAAUUUGGAUCGUCAUAUGAAGAACCACGGUGGUACUGGGAGUUUCCAUUGUUCGAUGUGCAACUUCACAGCGGACAUCAAGCAGAGUCUGACGGUGCACGAAAUGAAUCAUCACACACCGGCAGCGGGCCAAUCGCUGUUCAGCCGCCGCCGCAACCGGGUGGGCGCCAGCGACACGGUUACCGCGGAGCUCGACGCAGCGAGCGCGUUGCUCCCCAAGGAGGAAGAAGGGAGCGGCGACUCACGGUCCUCACACUCGGUCUCGGAUAUGGGGCUUCAAUACGCAGAAAGAGAACUAGUCAGUUGUAAAAGUGAUUCAAACGAUGCCACAGCGUCGCAUGAUGGAAUCGCGAAAAAGGAGAAUUCAAAUGAUGGCUACAGCCAGCUGUCACCCACACACAGUUCUGAUGAGAAAAAACAGAGCAGAAAGGUCCCUAGACCAAUACCACAACUCAUACCGCUGAAUUCUUCAACGCCCAAUCAAAAACAAUGUUCUGGCGAGCCACCAAACAAGAAGUUUAAAGAAUCUCCGCACAACGACAUCGAUGACGUCUCAAGUGAAAAUUCACUUUUAACAGGAAACCUACCGACCAAAGAAACCACAGGACGCAAGAAAAAUGAAUCGUUUUUCGACAAAUUGAAGGAACGACUGUUAACAGAAACUGGGGAAGAAGGAUCUCUAAUAUGCAAGAACUGUGGUUUCGAAAGCAAGUGCUUGUCAGAACACUCUGUUCACGAGAAGAAUUGUGCGCCACACGCUAACCGGAUCAAUGCGAACGCACCCCACAAAAGUUUAAGUUCAACUCGCUGCCAGAAUUGCAGACACAGAUGUAAGUCGAGUGCAGAUUUAUACAUUCACAUGCAAACUUGCGGAAAUAGUGCAAAAAUUGAUGAUGAAAACGCACUAAAGAAUCAGGAUAGCAAUGAUGGAAUCAUUCCGAUACAUGAGAAGGAAAGUGAACCACAUCCAAUGGAAAAUAUCGUUUUUGUUUGGAACACUUUCAAUCAAAACAACCCUAACAAGUUUGAAAUGCCUCUAGAUAUAAGUAUCAACGAUGAUAGUACCUUACCGGCGGAGUUACAAAGAAAUUACGACGCCGAAAUUGUGGAUGACAAUGAGAGCAUGAAUCUAUCACCGAGUCAAGCUAUUGGACGGAAAGUGUUUAAAUGUCCACAUUGUCCAUUUUUCUCCACCACAGCGUCGAGAUUCCACGUUCAUAUCGUGGGGCAUUUGAACAAGAAGCCAUUCGAGUGUUCCCUCUGCAAAUACAAGUCAAAUUGGAGAUGGGAUAUAACCAAGCACAUCAAAUUGAAGUCAGCCCGGGAUCCUGAACAUAACGAAGCUAAGGUACUCAUGACCGAUGAAACAGGACGUCGUAACUACAGCAAAUAUAAUAAAUUCUUAGCGAUGCCAAUUAUGAAUGAAAAUGGAGAAAAUGAGUUUCAUUACUUGGAUCCUAAUACUGCAGUGGACAGCUCAAUGGAAAUAGACGAACCAUUUAAUGAUAUAUCGGACGCAAUGAACGUACAAUUUGAAAUGCAGCCACUAAACUUGCAGACUCAGCAUACUGAAGACAAAUACGACUUUUUAGAAAAUAGAGCUCUGGACGAUAUCAAGAAACCUAAAAAAACAUUAUGGAAAUGCAAAAAGUGCAACUACAAGGAUCCCUCAAAAGAAGCUCUCUUGGAGCAUGUUCGACAGCACUCCAGAUCUGAUGAGGAACCGAAACCAAUGCCUAAGAAACUCGAGAACAAUACUCCUGACCCGGCUGACCUGGCGUAUCGCUGUGGCCAUUGUAAUCAGUUAUCUAACUGGAAACAUGUUAUACAGCGUCACUGCCGAUUAAAGCAUGAUGGAGUGAUAAAGGUUAUAACAACAGUCAAACCUAAACCUGAUCCACCGAUGAACAUCAACGAGAUCAACAUUGACACCUGCAACAAGUGUCCAUACAGGACGAGUGACAAAAAGCUCCUCAUCGCACAUUUGCAACAACACCAACCCUCGGCCAGCUCUAUCUUCAAGUGUUACUUCUGCCCAUUCUUCGUAAAGGAUGAACCUGAAUUGAUACAACAUUUACUUCUUCACGGCAUAACUGACCCAGAAGAUUAUAUUGCAAAAGCCAUGGGGACUAAAUCCCCUGCACCAGAACCGCAAGCAGCUGCAACUCCAUCAAUGAACCACACCAAACGACACAAAUGCAUCGAGUGCCCGUACGAAACCAACAGCAAGUCACAAUUCAUGUAUCAUGAACAGUUCCAUCGACUGCCAGCCGAUACACCUUAUAAAUGCCCAGAAUGCAACUACAGUGUAUCCAAGAGACACCUUCUGCAUCAGCACCUACGAGUUCACGGUAUUGCAACGAAAAGAAUGGAAUCUGAAGCCGAAUUAGAAGCUUCAACGUCAUCGCAAAAUAAAUCAGACUCAAAAGCUGACUACCACAAUACUUUAGAAGAAAUACCCUACGUUUGGGUUUCAGCGAAGAACGAGUUCCAUAAAAUGUACAAGUGCCGUUACUGUUCCUAUGUAAAUGCUAUCAAAUGCAAAAUACCUAAUCAUGAAAAAAUUCACUGCAUCGUAUUCGAAAAUGAUACAACUAUUUACAAGUGCUUGGAGUGCAAAUAUACCUGUGAUAACGCCGUCAGGCUGUCAGAACAUUCCAAGUCCCAUGGAGAAAUAUAUGGUCGUAUCUAUUGCCCUGUUGAGGACGACGUACCAGAUGAAGAACAGAUCUUAAAACUAAGGAAAGUUAUAGAACUUGAAAAAAUAACAAACCCAGAAUCAUGUUCUAGAGACGAAACUCCAACUGAAAACAGAGAAGUCAAGUUCUUAUACUUUUGUCAAAAAUGCCCAGCAAGGUUCUUUGAAGAAGGAGAAAUAGAAGAUCAUAGAAAGGGUCAUGAUGAAUCACACACAUACAAAUGUAAAAGUUGCGAUUUCUCACUUACAGAAGAGGACGACUUGACAGUGCAUACUAUCGUUCACACGGAUGAAUACCACACGAAAACAAAGAUGCUUAAGUUCAUUCACAACACUCAUCCUUCACACCGACAACCCAUAUUAGAACUCGUUCACUGCCCCAAAACGUCAGCAAUAACAUGGAUUGCCACUGGUCCCAGCAAACUUGAAACUGGCGAAAUUCAUACGAAAAAACAUAGUGAGACAAAAAGUACGCCAAGACAAUACAGCUGUAACCAAUGUCCCGCGAAAUUCUUCAAAAACUCCGCACUCACAUAUCACAUGGGGCUACACGGAGGAGAGGGAGAAUACAAAUGUAAAAAAUGUAACUAUGCCGUAAAGAACAUUGGUAAUUUAGCCAAACAUGAAUUACUUCACGAAAACGAAAAUAAGACAAGUUGUGAUUAUGAAUCUGGUGAAGACAUGGAUUAUAAAAACAUUCCCUUGUCUGGCACUGAUUUGUUCCAGAGAAAGACUGAGGCACAGAAGAGAGUUUUAACAGAUAAAGAUAAAUUAGUAAAGCCUAAUGAUCAUUUCCCACCUGUUCUGCAGGCUGAUCCCCAAUUCGGUUACUUAAUGCAUGGUAAUCCUGAAUUCAUCUAUCCAACGUACCUUAAGAAUGGACGACAAAAAGAAAAACGAUACAAAUGCCACAAAUGCCCAUCCGCCUUUGAAAAAAGAGAGCAAUACAAGAUCCAUUUAUCAUUGCACGGCUCCAAACAAAGGUACAAAUGUGAGUUAUGUGAUUAUUCUGUUAAAUACUAUGCUAAUUAUGUGCAACAUAUGCGAAAACAUCAAAUGAACGAUGAAGCGCAAGCUGAGAGAAAGAAAGGCAGCGACACGUUUAUGGAAUCUGAAAACCAAGAAGAUGUCAAGCAAGAAGAUAGCAGUGAUAACAUUAAACUUGCUAUAAAAACUAUGCCGAAGGGCGCACCGAAGAGUGACUUCCAACAAUUCUCAAUCAGUGACCAGCAAACGUUACGAUUGCUGCAACGAAGACGGUCUAUGCAUAAUUUUGGAAAAGAUUUUAAUGCAUCGGACGCAUCGCCGACCAAAGAACGCAAAAUGCACAUGUGUAUAUUAUGUCCAUACGCUAAUCAGCGUCAAGAUUCUCUAAACAAUCAUUACAGACGACAUGACGACUCUGAUGUUUUAAAUGCGGGAGGCCAUAAAUGUCCUCAUUGCGAUCUAGCGGUGGUGCAGUCACAUUUCCUUCGUGAACAUCUGAAGACACACUUCAAUUACCAUAAAACUCUGAUUCCCGAAUGUUUCGUGGCUAAUGAAGAUGUGUCCUUUACUAUCACCAAGUUGGAUGAUGAUAGUAAACCAGUUGAUCUCAAAAUAGACAUACAAAACAAAUGUUUUGUAGGUAAUGAAGAAAAGAUAUUUGUAAAAAUUAAAACUGGAGAGUUACUAGUGGAAUAAGUUUUAUCAUUAGGUCUGAUAAGUGAUUAAAUUAUACUUUAAACUACAUAGAUUAGAAAUUGUUUACAACAAUGUAUAGUUUUAGCCUAAGCCAAAUGAAAAAUGUUGAUGUUCACCAAAGCAUAGCUUGCCAUAUUAGAAUGUAACGAUUCUGGCCAUUUUGGUUAUUCAUUGGAUUAAUAAAAAAAAUUAAAAAUUGAAAUUGCUUUUAAAUCUGAAUUACUACAAAAUGCUUAAAUUAAUAGUAUGUAAAUCAAACUUUUAUUAAUGCUUUGAAUUGUAUUAUACAUAACAUGAUUUUAGAAUUUAUUGUUGUUACCAACAAAAAGAUUGUGAGUUGUUUUACAAUCAACAGAUUGAUUCAUAGUAUGAAACCUGACGAAAAUACUGAUAAAAUUAUCUAGUGUUGAAGAAAUUGGGCCUAGAAAACUGUUUGGUAGCUUAAAAGUAAUGUUUUUAUUUAUGAAAGAAAUUCGUUAUCAAAAUUGCGAUUUCAGGUCAAUUACGAUAUUUUGUUUUGAUAACUUUGUACCCAAUAUGUGAUUCUGAAAUACUAUAUUAUAACCGAUUGUAAAAAUCCAACAUUUCUAUGCAUCAAUAGAAAGCUAAUUAGAAAUACUGAAUAGUAAUUUAUACUAUAAUUAUGAUGUGUAAUCAUAGUUUAUAUUAGUGCCAGUUUUAUAUACUUUAGGUAUGUCCUAAAGGACACAUUCCUGUUGUGCAAAAUGUUUUAUAAAUAUAUGAUUAUUCAAUAAGAAAA
Messenger RNA from Spodoptera frugiperda (fall armyworm), 6000 nucleotides. Its product is annotated as zinc finger protein Xfin. Lineage: Eukaryota; Metazoa; Arthropoda; Insecta; Lepidoptera; Noctuidae. The record is from RefSeq and is a predicted model, not a curated record. Gene Ontology annotation, cellular component: nucleus. Gene Ontology annotation, biological process: regulation of gene expression. Bases 177 to 5240 code for a protein of 1687 amino acids. The transcript is spliced from 5 exons.